Molecule: messenger RNA, 2127 nt
Organism: Adineta ricciae
Lineage: Eukaryota; Metazoa; Rotifera; Eurotatoria; Adinetida; Adinetidae
Source: the annotation of a GenBank genome assembly
AUGCAACAAAGAAAGUAUCUUCUUAAUUUCAAUCUUGUUUUCAUCAUCUUAUGUUUUGAAUCUGUGCUAUCGAAUGUAUGUCCGAAUACAUCUUGCAAUUGUACACUGACGAAUAAUACCGAGUUGAUUAUUAGUUGCAACUCGACACCAUUCCUAACGCAAUUACCAACACUCAUACAGAAUAGUUUGCAAAGUACAAUAACUCAACUACGUGUUAUUACAUCGACAGGCAACACAACCGGUCCACUCAUACGAUUACCAACCGAUAUAUGUUCGUACACAAAUUUAAUUGUACUUGAUCUAUCGUCGAAUAGUAUCAAUGGCACAUUGGAUACAUCGGAAUUGAAUUGUUUGAGUUCAAAAUUGACUCAAUUGGAUGUUUCGUCGAAUAGUAUUGAAAGUAUUGAUUUAAGUCUUCUGAAAACAACAAAAGUGUUGCAAUCUAUUGAUCUUUCAUACAAUUCUCUUGGAACUAUGCCGACUAUCGAUGCAUCGACAUACGUUCGUUUUCCUUCAACAUUUGUAUUAUUGAACGUCAGUCACAAUCGGUUAACUAGUGUUGAUUUUUGGCCCAUAUUUGUUAAAACAAGAAAGGCAAUGACAAUCGAUUUAAGUCAUAAUAUCAUUCAGAAUUUCACAAAUUCGAUUCCAAUUUCUGUUGAACAGUUAACUGAAACCCCCGAUCCACGCUAUUUCUAUUUGAAUGACAAUCACAUAACGCAUCUGUCCGAUCUUUUACUUGAACAGUACGGUGCAUGUUCGACGCUCGAUCCAUUGAGUACCGCUUUCUUCGUUGUCGGUAUAUCGAAUGUUUUACUAACACAAAAUCCCUUGGUCUGCGAUUGUCAAUCGUACAAUCUAAUCUCCUACAUCAAUGAAAAUAUCGAAGAUUUUCCGAACAUUUACAAUGGAUCUGCCUUAUUGACACAAGCAGUAUGCUCGGAACCGAAUGGACAAAAGUAUAUAUCGGUUGACUUGAGUCAAAAUAACUGUGCAAAUUAUGUUUUGCCAAAUAUUUCGAAUAUAUUCUGUUCGUUUGCUCCCAACGGCUCGUAUGUAACAAUUACACCACCGACGUAUUGGCCAACGUCGACAACUGCCAAUACUGGGUCAAUAGUCAAUCAUUCGGACAGUUCGUCAACAUCCGUCGCUUGGUAUAUCAUUUUAGGUGUUAUUCUCGGCAUAGUUGUCCUCCUUGCUGCUAUCAUCGCCGUAUGCUAUCUAUGCCGACAUCGACUUUGUCCACAAAAGUAUCAUUCGAAAAAAUUAACUCAUACUCGAACAAAUGCAAAUGGUAUUUAUGAAUUUAUGACUCGAACCAGUAUGAUUUCAUCGGGAAAUAACACAAAAUUACCUCAUACGAAAUCACAACAUGCUUCAAUGUCAAUACUAGCGAAUCGAUCUAAUCAUCAAGCCAACGGCACACAGCGAUCGAGUGAUGCUGGUGGCACUGGUUUACCUACGAAUUCCAAGCCACUGGAAGACAAUGGCAAAUUAUCCAACAACGAUGGCAGUCAAACAGAUUUGCAUCCCGAUCGAUCGAAACCACCCAACGGCCAUCUACUUUCAACUCAACAUUUUCAACAGCAAUCGAAUAAUGAUGUGCAUCAGACCGGUAUUCUACCUCUUCCAUCGGUAAUCGACGUUGCUACGAAUACCGCAAAUGGUAUCAAGGGAAUUCCAAUAUCGGCGUUGCCAAUCAAAUCUCCGCCAAUGUCUCCAACUGCUCUCGAUGCAAAUACAUUCGACAUAAGUAUUACAUCAAUUCCGACAGCACCAUCGAAACGCGCGAAGCUUUUACCACCAAUCAAAACCGGUAAUGUUCUCAAUACAACAAAUGACAAUCUAUUGAACACAUCAGCAGGUACAUUGAUUGCUGAUCAGAGACAACAGCGACGCAGUUCAUUAUGGACUCGAAAACAAAAUCAGUCCAUCAUAUCUCCAUUACCUCCUCGUCCUCAAUCAAUGGUAACUCAACGUACAAAUUUUGACUUCGAUGGUACAUACGACGAGGAUACUCCACCGAUUCCAACGAUUGAAAGUUUAACAACGAAAUCAGCAAAACCGAUCCGAACUGUUCCAUUCCUAAAUAUAUCUGUUGUACCUGCCUGGGUAGAUCGAGAGUAA